This is a messenger RNA of Tripterygium wilfordii, 629 nucleotides long. Its product is annotated as chaperone protein dnaJ 11, chloroplastic-like. The record is from RefSeq and is a predicted model, not a curated record. NCBI's taxonomy places the organism in Eukaryota, Viridiplantae, Streptophyta, Magnoliopsida, Celastrales, Celastraceae. The coding region runs from base 26 to 502 and encodes 158 amino acids. The transcript has a single exon.
GGUCCAGCGGCAUAGUCGACAGGUCAUGGCAUCCACGUCUUCUUUUCUAUCUAUGGCAUCUUGCGGAACCAAUGGUCUUCCUUUGAAGGCAAAUCGGGUCGGAUUUCGUCCGCUUCGUGUCUCCGCCGUUUGCACAUCGACGGCCGAGAGGGCAAGGCCCGGCGUGGCAUCACUAUACGAAGUUCUUGGGAUUCCGAUGGGCGCCACGUGUAAGGAAAUCAAGGCUGCUUAUCGGAAACUAGCGAGGGUUGUACAUCCGGAUGUAGCAAUUAACAGUGAGAACCAGAACAGAGGGUCGGAGUUCAUGAAGAUCCAUGAAGCGUAUUCGACUCUUUCUGAUCCGGUGAAACGCGCAGACUAUGAUCGCAUGCUUUACGGCAGCCGAUGGCCGUUGAUUAGUUCUUCAUUUUCCAUUUCAGCAUCUGAUGUUACAGUGAGUUCAACAGGUUCCAGAUUUUCUGGGUAUACAGGGCGGACAUGGGAAACUGAUCAGUGUUGGUAGCUUCUUAGAAUUUGUUGAAUAGUAUGUAUGAUGUAAAUGUAAUUGCUCCCAAUUGUAUUUUACUGGGAAUACCUACUGACGUGUGUAAAUAAUUUGCAUCACAUAAUAGCUCACAAACUAGCGCAUA